GCCAAAUAUUUGUACAUGAGACGGCAACCAAAGUUCAAAGGCACACGUUUGGGUCAGCACAAAACGUUGUAAGCCAACGCGACAUCCCGUGAGUAAUUCAGCGGCGGUUACCGGCUUCAUGAUCACCCUUGAUCAGUCAUCAUAAUAGAAUGGCAGCUGUGCUCACCUAAUAAGCAGCCUUCCUUGCUCACACCUCCUCUCGUUCUCCAUCAUCUCAUCCACCAAGGCUCACCGUACCGAAAGGUCUUCACUAGAUAACUUGAUGAGCGAGCGAUGGUCCGAGCAACGCUUCUCAUCCUCUUCAACAACCAGCAAUAGUCCUUCGGACCCAUCUCAUGAUCAGGCCGUCACAUAUACCACAACAUAUACACGAUACCUCACUCCACCUGCCCCAGAACCCUCCCCCCUGCAUCGGUCAUCCAAGCAAAUCUAUUCAAAUAGCCGGAAUGCAACAGAAAACCCGCACAUGGGAGAUGUUCGUCAUGCUUUCCAACAACUCGACACUAACUCGCAAAACACAAUUCUUGCUGAACUAUUGUCUUCCUGUACCAUCGAGACGUUGGUUCACCUGUCAAAUGUCAUCGCGCCCCGCAUUAAGCGUGAUUUUCUGAAAGAUCUACCGACAGAAAUUUCCUUGCACAUCUUGUCAUUCAUUGAUGACCCAAAGACACUCGUACGAGCUAGCGCUGUUAGCAAACACUGGAACUCACUUCUCAUGGAUGAAUGCAUCUGGAAAAACAUGUGCGGAGGGCACAAGUUUUGCUGCCCACAACGUCUCAAGUCGCCGUCUGAUGUUGGAGAGUGCAACUCUCCGCGAGCACGAAUCGUUCGCAGGCUAAGCUUACCGGAUGUCAAUUACGAGACUAAUCUGGUUGGAGAAGAUGAUGGUUGCGGUGGCAGCAUUUCGAUGGACGAAGACGACGAAUUCCGUUAUGGUCAUCACACAACACCUGAAUCUUCGCACGCCGCCCUGGCCGAAUUCAAGAUGCAACUCGAUCGCAAGGACUCGGGGAUGUCCUUGGUUCUUCCAGACACACCUGGUGACUCAGAUUCUUCAGAGCCUGCGCCUCCCCAGCCAUCGGAGUGUAUCGAAAAGUGUGCAGACUCCAAGCAUGCUCAAAUUGAAUGUGCCCCUGCCAUGGGCGUCCCAUUCGACUCAUGCACAGCAUCAAUUGAGGUCCAGGAUGAGGCCGCGCCGCCUCCAGCCAGUAAUACGAAAGGAAAAGAAAAGCAUGGCUCGCUUCGGCGUACUUCCGCUCCUUCGCGACAAAGGCGUGCUCAGCCUCCUUUCUUGUAUCGACAACAUUUCAAAGUGUCCUAUCUCACCGGUAUGGAUCAGUGGUCGUGCACGUGUCUAGCCCGGACCUGACAAUGUUUAAUCUUCCGUAUUUCUCACACGCUCGUAAACAACAAAUGGGUUCUCAGAAAUGAACUGGCGCCAAGGUGGCCGUCUUCUCCAUACACAUCAUCCCCCUGGAGAU
Cantharellus anzutake is the source of this 1481-nucleotide messenger RNA. RefSeq lists its product as uncharacterized. The record is from RefSeq and is a predicted model, not a curated record. Lineage: Eukaryota; Fungi; Basidiomycota; Agaricomycetes; Cantharellales; Hydnaceae. Bases 263 to 1369 code for a protein of 368 amino acids. Gene Ontology annotation, molecular function: protein binding. The transcript has a single exon.